This is a messenger RNA of Penaeus vannamei (Pacific white shrimp), 1263 nucleotides long. The record is from RefSeq and is a predicted model, not a curated record. NCBI's taxonomy places the organism in Eukaryota, Metazoa, Arthropoda, Malacostraca, Decapoda, Penaeidae.
AUGUCCAUUCAAGCGCAAAACCUCGGAAGGAAGAUCGUCGACCAGGCAUGGAUAGUCACGCCACCUGCUCGGGUUCCGCUUGUGACUCCCGGCCGCAGGAGGGAGGCACUGGCGGAGCAGCUCUUGUGGCUUCUGUCUAGAAAAACGGCGGCUCCACUGCCUGGAGAAUCAGUUUCGAGAGACCAACUGUGUCGUCAGGAGCUACCUAAAGCCUCUACGUGUGUCCAACGUAUUCCCAAAACCAACAAACACAAAGACCUUCGUGCUCCUCGUCGCCCUCGCCGCCUACGUGUCCGCCGACGGCGCCCACCACGGCUCCGACCACGGCCACGGCCACCAGGCUCACCACGCCCCCGCCGUCUCUGCCGCCCCCGCCGCCCUAAACCCGCCGCCCACCACGCCCACCAUGCCGCUCCUGCCCCUGCCGCCCCCGUGAACCACGGCUCCUACUCGCCCCCGCCGCCCCCCGCGCCCGCCCAGGACCAGCAGGGCUACUACUACUACUACUACCCCGUCCAGGACGAGAAGACCACCGGCCUCUUCGACUUCAAGAAGUACGACGUGGCCACCAUCGUCAUCGUCGGCAUCGUCGUCGUGGGCGUCGUCCUCCUCGGCCUCUCCCUCUUCACCGUCACGACCGGCCGCUCCUUCGAGCCCAUCACCAUGUCCUACGACCAGAUGUACGACGUCGCUAAGACCGUGUACGACGCCCUCCAGAAGGAGUACUAAGGCCGCUCCGCCAGGGGGCCGCCGCGACUCCGGAAACGCUUCGCAAGAUCACUUCAAGGCCGAAAAACAUCUAAAGGCGACGAUAUGUUCCGUAUGACGUCAUUCAUGCUUCUUUUUCUCUUAAGGGAGAGAAAGAAGCAGCAACAGUGAUCUUCCGAAAAAAGUGCAGCAACGGAACAAAACAAAAUCAUUUCGUGCGAAUGUGUGAAUGACCAAAAGGCAAUUGUCUGAGUACAAGGCGUGUAAAUAACGAUAUUCCCGCUCUCCCAUACCUACCGCAACAAUCACAUAUGCAAAAUGUCUUCCCGAAAGGCAGAUUAUCCCCCCCCCCCGUUACCCUCGCCCCUCCCGUUAAAAUCCGAGAUUCAGUCAAGAUGAAAGCCUCCAUCCCCCCUCCCCACAAAUCCUCCCCUCCCCCAUCUCCUCCUCCUCCACUUCCUCUUCCUCCUCUUCCCAGGCCUGCCUCUACGUAGCGGUUUCGGCCUAUAUGCUAAUGAGGGGCCGUUACCCCUCCCACUCCCUGGCUCCCUCCCU